This is a messenger RNA of Hevea brasiliensis (rubber tree), 1213 nucleotides long. RefSeq names its product protein VACUOLELESS GAMETOPHYTES. The transcript is spliced from 2 exons. The record is from RefSeq and is a predicted model, not a curated record. Lineage: Eukaryota; Viridiplantae; Streptophyta; Magnoliopsida; Malpighiales; Euphorbiaceae. The coding region runs from base 148 to 975 and encodes 275 amino acids.
UGAUAGCACAUGCAAUCAAUGGCAUCAUCCUCUUUCUGUAUAUAGUGCCCAAUAACUUUCCAACAGAAUAAAUAUUCCUCUUCUGCGGUUCAUUUUGCACCACCAAGUCCAAUCCAUAUAGCCAUUCUCACAAGCCAAGCCUUCAUCAUGAACAACAAGCCAUUGAAGAAUACUACUUCACUUCCCCUGAAAAAUUCUACUUCAAUGCAAUUCCCAAACCCUCCACCUCAAUCACCACCACAUCUUCCCGGAAGUAUUUCUCUGCUUGAUUUCCUUGCCUCUAACGUGGUCCUUGGAGAAGAAGUAUAUCAUUUCGGUCACCCCCACCAUGUCUUCCAUAUGGUUGAUGUGCCUGAAAUAUUUACCUGCGCUGGCUGCAACGAGAAGGGUUCAGGCAAGAGGUUCACUUGCCAACAAUGUGAUUUUAAGUUACAUGAGUUCUGCGGCAUGGUUCCUGAAGAACUCAAGGCCCAUCCUCUCCAUAUGUAUCACCAAAGCUUGUUCUCUUCAAAACCAGUUAAGGGUGGAAAAUCAACAUGUGAUGUUUGUGGGAAGCCUGCCAAAGGCUACACUUUCAAAUGCAACGCCUGUAGUUAUCAGAUGCAUCCUUGCUGUGCAAUACUGUCUAAUGAAAUUAACAUUUCGGUCCAUCCACACCCACUAAGAAUCCUACCUUCUGUUACCACGAGUGUACCAAAUGGGGACCCUGGUUUCGUUUGUGGGGAAUGCAAUAGAGCCAAGAGAUCAGGUCGAGUAUAUCGUUGCACGGUCUGUGAGUACCAUCUGCACGCGGUUUGUGCAAAGAGAAUGGUCAAUGGCCUCCCUGCCAAUGGCAAAAAGAAGUCCAGCAAACUGGGAACCGUAGCUCGCCUUGCCUCUCAGGUAAUCAUCCAAUUAAUCGGAAGGCUCGUGCAGGGGCUUGGAGAAGGCUUCGGAGAAGCCUUAAUUCAAAGUGAUCCUAGAGGAAGGCGUUAAUUAUAUAUAUAUAUGUGUGUGUGUGUGUGCAAGUUUGGAUGAAAAUAUACAUGGAUAUUAAUUAUUUAUGCCACUGUUAAUAACUGAUGGGAUUUCAAUGGGGUGUAGGUUGAUGAUGUCAAGCGUUCAAUGUGGAGAGGUAUGUUGUGUGAUUUGAUUAGCCCAUCGUUAUUUGCCAACGAUUAUUAUGUGUUAUGUAUUGGGAUCAGACCUAUCAAUAAAAUAAAUUAUUUGGAUA